Messenger RNA from Saccostrea cuccullata (small rock oyster), 2025 nucleotides. RefSeq lists its product as uncharacterized. Bases 2 to 1948 code for a protein of 648 amino acids. Gene Ontology annotation, molecular function: DNA binding; zinc ion binding. The record is from RefSeq and is a predicted model, not a curated record. NCBI's taxonomy places the organism in Eukaryota, Metazoa, Mollusca, Bivalvia, Ostreida, Ostreidae. Gene Ontology annotation, cellular component: nucleus. The transcript is spliced from 14 exons.
GAUGAACACACCAUUUUCCUCUUCCCCGGCAUCACAGCGGACUGCUUUACAGGAAAUUGAUAUGUUGGAAAGAAUACGCCAGGUGAAAAACUUCACUUGGAUUCAGUGUGACAAUGUAAACUGCCAGAAGUGGAGAAAAAUUCCUUCAAUGGAGGGAGAAAGCUUAGAAGAUAUAGAGUGGUUCUGUCAUAUGAACUCUGACCCAGAGUACAACAGCUGUGAAGCUGCAGAAGAAGAUUACACAGCCUAUGACAGACUGGCUAAGAAGUUAGGCUUUAAGUAUGUCAUGUCCUGCUUGUCAGUUGGCACUCUGGUCUGGGCCAAGACAUCAGGAUACUGUAGGUGGCCUGCUAUUAUAACAAAUGAUCCUGAGUAUGACUUUCAUUAUGAAGUGGACAGGGAUGGGGACCCCUUCAGAUAUCACGUAGAGUACCUGGGAGGAGUUCACUGUCAUGCCUGGAUACCAGCAAACAAAGUCACACUGUAUGGUCAUAAGGAAGAAAUCCAACAGGAACAGGGAACCAGUCAAGUCAAGAAUUUGAGAAAAACCAAGAAAAAGAGAAAAAAGAGACUGAGGCUGGCUAUGCAGAUAAAAUGCUCCAAGCUGGAGAACUACAGAAAGAGCUCUGUAAUGGAGGCCAUACAGGAGGCAGAUCUAUUAAUUCCCCUCACCUCACAGGAGAGGAUUAACAAUGCAUGCAAAUUCAAGGGAAAUAAUCAGAAACAAAGGAUUAGGAAGAAUCAAUCAGAUGAUGCUGAAGAUGAAAAGAGUAAAUCUGCACUCGGGUUGAAGAAACAGACUUGUCAUUGUGAGAGUGAGCAAACAAAGAGAGAUAUCUUUAAAGGGAAACACAAGCCAACCUCAGAGAGACAACACAAGAGACUUAAAGAUCUUUCUCAGAGCCAGAGUUAUGACAAGGAAUCAAGAGGAGAAGAUUCAAAGGAUCCAUGGUUGAAAAGAGAAGUCGAAAGAGAAAACUCCAAUUCAGUUAAACCAAUCACCCAUUUUCCAUUGCCAUUGAGAACAGAUGUAAAUACUAUUCUAUCACCAAGUUGUAAGAGUGUCUUUAACUUUGAUGACCUGGAGAUGAAAAGUUCAAUGUUAAAUCAAAGUAAAGAAGAGAGAUUUACUAUUAAUGUUCAGCAAUAUAAGAGAAAUGAGAAAGCAUUUGAGCAUGAUCUACAUAGUUUUAUGAUGAGGCAUGACCUGACAAUUAAGAGGAAAGUGAUUUGGAGCAACACCCCUGUGGGUCUGUUCCAACUCUUCAUGGCAGUACACGAAAGAGGGGGAUAUGAAAAGGUUUGUGCUAAUAUGCUGUGGUCAGCAGUAUACAGAGAGAUGACUGAUUCCUCAGCCAAAGGGCAGUGUGGUUAUAGAGCCAAGUUGUUCUACCAAAAGAACAUUUACCCGUAUGAACUGUACAUAAAAGGUAAAGACUACCAAGAAGUGAUCAGAAGUAUAAAAGGAGGCCGGAGGAUUGGGGAGACAAAGAAAAAAUCUGUCAAGUCUGACGAGGCAGAGGAGAGUGUACAGAUAGGACUGGACAAGUUAAAUCAGUAUGACAAGGAAUCCAAGCAAAUGUUACCUCCUGAGAAAUCUUAUGAUCUUGAUCACAUGCUACAGGAGCUACACAGUAAUUCCAACAAGAUUUUUCAGCUUCAGGAUGAGAUAGAAGGAGCUCAGUCACACCUAGGUAUAAAAAUCAAAUUUCAUGAGGACUCCACCUGUACCAGUGUUUCUGACAGAGUGUUUGAGGCCUGUGGAGGCUCUGAGUUUGGGAAUGCCAGUCUUCCAGUGCCAGCUUCCCAGUGUGUACCUAACGUCCACUUUACCUCGAGUGAGAGCGACCAGAGCCAGGACAUGCUUCAUGAGCUCCAGGCCUUGGAGAAUGAGUUUGAUGAGUUGGAUAAAGAGAUUAACUCUCUGAUUGAGGAGAGCUGUUUAUGAUGUUAACUCGAUGACACAAGAGAGCUGCUUAUGAUCUUACAGAGGAGAGCUGUUUAUGAUGUGACAGAAGAAUUAAU